AUGACAGAGAAUUCAAUCAUCGUCAAUAAAGCCUCGCAUUCUGGUAUCUCGAUUAUUCAGAUUAAUCGUCCUCAUCGAAAGAAUGCAGUAGACUCCGCAACAGCCAGGGAGCUCUAUGACGCUAUUCUCGCCUUCGAAGCCGACGCAUCACAGAAAGUCUGCGUUCUGACUGGCACAGGAAGCACAUUUUGCGCUGGGGCUGAUCUCCACCAAGUCGCGCAAAAGAAGGAUAAUGAUGCGCCUGGCGAGAAUCUCCAGCCCGUAAAUGGGCGCAACUUAGGUCCCAUGGGCCCAUCAAGAUUGACGAUCCAAAAGCCAGUGAUCGGCGCAGUCGCCGGAUAUGCAGUUGCAGGCGGGCUGGAGCUAAGUUUGCUAGCAGAUAUCCGGGUCGUGGAAGAAGACGCUAUUUUUGGGGUAUUCUGUCGCCGUUGGGGCGUGCCAUUAAUCGACGGGGGAACGGUACGUUUACAAGCCAUCGUUGGACUUGCUCGCGCUCUUGAUAUGAUUCUUACCGGCCGGCCGGUUGAAGCUAAAGAGGCUCUGGUGAUGGGGUUGGCUAGUCGCGUUGUGCCUAAGGGAGAAUCGUUGCAGCAUGCCUUGGACAUCGCUAAGCAGCUCAUCGCAUUUCCUGAACUCUGUCUUAAUACCGAUCGUCGUUCAUGCUACUACAGCGCGUAUGAGGCAUCUUCCUUAGAAGAUGCACUUUCGUACGAAUUCCAGAACGGCAGCAAAGUCAUUUCGAAAGAAGCCAUUGCUGGCGCGGCUAAGUUCAGCGGAGGGGUGGGCAGACACGGCAGCUUCAAGGAGUCUGGGAAAUUGUGA
This is a messenger RNA of Penicillium manginii, 822 nucleotides long. RefSeq names its product enoyl-CoA hydratase/isomerase family protein. The coding region runs from base 1 to 822 and encodes 273 amino acids. The record is from RefSeq and is a predicted model, not a curated record. The transcript has a single exon. Gene Ontology annotation, molecular function: catalytic activity. Lineage: Eukaryota; Fungi; Ascomycota; Eurotiomycetes; Eurotiales; Aspergillaceae.